AUGUCUUCAUCCGUCGACGAGGAAGCGACCAUCUCUAUCCCGAGCCUUGCCUUUGUCGCCGUGCUGGGCUACUUCAUCUAUCGCUACUUCUUCUCUUCCCGCUCAAGCCCCGCCGACGGCAGCUCUCAAACAUCCUCCACUACCCCCAGAGGCACCACUCCUGGAAUUCGUUUCACGCCUGCACAAGUGGAUCAGAUAGCCCAGGUGUUUCCGCAGUUAAACCGCAGGGAUAUCAUGUGGGAUUUGCAUCGGAACAGAGGCAGUGUGCAGGCGACAACGGAAAGGGUAUUGACGGGAAGAGGACUAGAUCCGGCUCCGCCUUCGUUUGAACCGCCCCCUUCGUUCAUGGCCCCAUCUUCCGAGUCAACUGCCACACCUACGGUAUUAACGCCCUUCAAAAAGCCACAUCCGCAGGACUUGAUCACGCGGUACAAUUUACAGGCAAAAAUAAACUCAAAGGGGAAAGAGAGAGAAGAAGAAUCACCGCCGCCAGGGUGGGCCAGCAAUAAAGAGGAGCGACAGAGGAUGCUCCAGAGACGGCGAGAUGAAAUGAUUCUCGCAGCUCGGAGGAGAAUGCAGGAGAAGGAUGCUGAGAAUGCAAGUCCUCCACCGUAA
Molecule: messenger RNA, 615 nt
Organism: Cladophialophora psammophila CBS 110553
Lineage: Eukaryota; Fungi; Ascomycota; Eurotiomycetes; Chaetothyriales; Herpotrichiellaceae
Exons: 2
Coding region: 1-615 (204 amino acids)
Molecular function (GO): ubiquitin binding
Source: RefSeq, a predicted model, not a curated record